Messenger RNA from Boleophthalmus pectinirostris (great blue-spotted mudskipper), 1115 nucleotides. It is a transcript of the gene stx8, whose product is annotated as syntaxin 8. Gene Ontology annotation, cellular component: endomembrane system; SNARE complex. Gene Ontology annotation, biological process: intracellular protein transport; vesicle fusion. Lineage: Eukaryota; Metazoa; Chordata; Actinopteri; Gobiiformes; Gobiidae. The transcript has 7 exons. The record is from RefSeq and is a predicted model, not a curated record. Gene Ontology annotation, molecular function: SNARE binding; SNAP receptor activity. The coding region runs from base 142 to 846 and encodes 234 amino acids.
UGAUCGAAAUGCGAUUUCCGUACUUAUCCCUUGUGGGCCUCCGUAGUGACGUACCACCCAAACAAGAAGCUGACUGCUGUUGAUUAGCGAGAUCUGUGCGACAGAAAGAAGGAUUUUAUCUUUAUAUGAUCAGAUUUUAAAAUGUCCCAGGAUCCCUGGUUACAGAAUCAUGACGCUACUUGCCGCCUGGCCCAAGAAAUAGCAGAAAACAUCCAUGAACGAAAUAGACAGCAGAGAACUGGGGGUAACCCUGCAAAAAUCAACAUGACUCUUCGAGCAUCGCUACAGAAGCUAAAGCAGAAUAUUUCUCAGCUGAGAGAAGGAUUGUUGCGGACUUCCUCGUCGCGUCGGAUAACUCAGGCAGAGGCAGACAGAAGACAAAAUCUUAUUGAUGACCUUCUAAGCAGAGAGAAACAACUCAAUUCAACAUUUAAAGGAGAAGUCUCAGGAGCAGAAACCAGCAGAUCCUCUCUCAUGACGGGGGGAAUGAGUGGAGCUGCAGCCAAUCCCUGGUUGAUCAAUGAAACAGAAGAGACGAGAGGUCUGUCUUUUGGGGAGAUCAAACAGCAGCAGCAGCGGAUCAUAGACGCCCAAGAUGCUGGCUUGGAUGCCCUGGCAGCGGUCAUUAGCCGACAGAAGACAAUGGGUCAGGAGAUUGGCAACGAGCUGGAUGAGCAGAACGAGAUUAUCGAUGACGUUGCUCAUCUUGUGGACAAAACUGACGACCGGAUCCGUAACGAGACACGACGGGUCAAACUGCUCGAAACCAAGUCUGCCUCAUGUGGUAAGACACACACUGUACAAAGCAGCAAAUUAAAAACACCAGGAUGUUGUAGAGCGAAUUAAUAUGAACAUUUUAAGACCAAAAUGAUGAAUUUGACAGCAGCAGAUCCAGAGAGAGGAGUGACAAUUUUUCAAUGUAAAAUCAGUAGGAGCCAGAGUUAAUGGAGCUGGGAGCGCCCCUGUGUUCACUUCCUAUUUGGAACGUGGUGGCUAGCGAAUUAGCUAUGUCCAUUUAUUCUAUAAACAGUCUGUGGGUAAAACACUGGAUUCUCACACACAGUUUUGAAUCACAACAACAAAAUAACGUCCUCACUGUGCAGAUCCAAACUAUU